Messenger RNA from Blastocystis hominis, 861 nucleotides. RefSeq lists its product as hypothetical. The transcript has a single exon. The coding region runs from base 1 to 861 and encodes 286 amino acids. NCBI's taxonomy places the organism in Eukaryota, Bigyra, Opalinata, Blastocystidae. The record is from RefSeq and is a predicted model, not a curated record.
AUGCAUUCGACCCUCGCGGAUUAUUUAGUGUCGGAAAAAGAGGUGUGGUGUUACCUGGACAAAAAACUUCAACGACAUGGAAACUGCUUGUCCAUUAUUGACGAUUCCAAAGUAUUCACUGUACACUAUGAUCACGGAAAAAUGGACGGGAUUGGAUAUCUGUUUGACAAUGGGCAAGUUCUUCAGGAAUAUGUCUUCUCGCAAGGAGCGUUGGAAUCCACAAGCUCCUAUAGUGUUAUAAUCGAUGUUAUUGACAUAGAUACAGGAACAAGAUUCGAAGGUCUUACUUAUGAUAGGAAGCCCUAUGGAUAUGGAGAGCUAUAUGAUGACGAUGGGAAUAAGAUUUAUGAAGGAAUUCUGAUUAACUGGAAGAAAUAUGGAUACGGAAUUAGCUAUAAUGGGAGUGGAGCUAUUGAAUACGAAGGGUACUGGUUCGAUAAUAAGUACCAUGGAGAUGGAAUCAAGUAUGCCAUCAAUGGGGAUGUGAUUGUAUCAGGGAGUUUUCUCAAUAACAUUUUUGUGACUGAUGAAUAUAGUGGAGACGGAAAAAGGUUAUGUACGUCCCUAACUCAAGUAGAACUGACUCAUCCUACGUGUCUGAAUGAGAUCAAGUUUCAAGGUUACAAUUUUGAGAGGAUUAUCAUUGCAAACAACUACUAUUGCAAAGUCGGAAAGUGUUCUAUCACAAAUAUGCCUGCUCUGUACAGUUUAGAAAUCUAUAAUUACUGUUUCACUGAAAAAUCAUCGCAACUAAUCGUUGAAAACUGCCCAAAUCUGAGCAUCAUCUAUAUCGGAGAGAACAGUUUCACAAAAUACUCUCUCAAAAUCAACAGUAAUUUUACUUGGGGUGCUGUAAUCUAG